This is a messenger RNA of Jatropha curcas, 2398 nucleotides long. RefSeq names its product ABC-2 type transporter family protein (gene ABCG26). Gene Ontology annotation, molecular function: ABC-type transporter activity; ATP hydrolysis activity; ATP binding. Gene Ontology annotation, biological process: transmembrane transport. The record is from RefSeq and is a predicted model, not a curated record. NCBI's taxonomy places the organism in Eukaryota, Viridiplantae, Streptophyta, Magnoliopsida, Malpighiales, Euphorbiaceae. Gene Ontology annotation, cellular component: membrane.
UUUCUUAAACUUGAACCAUGAAAAGCAUGUUGCCUACCAACCAAAGUCCAUCCUCAAUAAAUACUUAGGCAUUUGGUUUAUUACAGUUAAUUCAUUUAAAUUGCAGGUUUUCUUGAUUCAUCACCCACAAAUAUAAACUCUCCAUUUUCAUCAAGUUUUGGGUAGUUUAUGUCUUGGAAUAUGGAAAACAGACAAGAAGAUGAAAUUGAAGACAUGUCACUGUCUCCUCCAACAAUGGGGUCUAUGCAUAUUGCAGGGAGCACUGGCUUUGGUCACAACAUAGAGUUUAUGUCUCAAGCAUACCUUAGAAAUAGGUAUUCAGAGAUUGAUAUAGGAGAUGACAGCUUGAAUAUGGUUAUAGAUGCCCCUCUUCCCAUAUUUCUCAAGUUUGAAGAUGUGGUAUAUAAAGCGAGGAACAGCCAAGCUUUCUCUGCAAAUCCUGUGAAGGCAGUAGUGUCGAAGGUAUCUUCACAGCUGAGCUUGGAGCAAGAUAACUACAAGAAAAUUUUGAAAGGUAUAACAGGAAGCAUUGGUCCUGGUGAAAUCCUUGCUCUAAUGGGUCCUUCUGGUAGUGGUAAAACAACCCUGCUGAAAAUAAUUGGAGGACGAUUGACAGAUAAUGUUGAAGGAAGGAUAACUUACAAUGAAAUUCCUUAUAAUGCAUCUGUUAAGAGAAGGAUUGGAUUUGUGACACAAGAUGAUGUGCUAUUCCCACAACUUACAGUGGAAGAAACUUUAGUCUAUUCUGCAUUUUUAAGACUUCCUGGAAACAUGAGCCCACAACAGAAAUAUGCUAGAGUAGAGAUCAUUAUAAAGGAGCUAGGCCUUGAAAGAUGUCGACAGACGAGAGUUGGAGGAGGAUUCAUUAAGGGAAUAUCAGGAGGAGAAAGGAAAAGAACUAGCAUUGGCUAUGAAAUUCUCGUUGAUCCUUCAUUAUUAUUGCUUGAUGAACCAACUUCAGGUUUAGAUUCAACUUCAGCAAAUAGACUCCUUGAGGUUCUUCAAGGACUAGCUAAGGGAGGAAGGACAAUAAUUACGACAAUCCAUCAGCCUUCGAGUAGAAUGUUCCACAUGUUUGACAAGCUUCUGCUAAUAUCAGAAGGCUAUCCUGUUUAUUAUGGGAAAGCAAGAGAUUGUAUGGAUUAUUUUUCUUCUUUAAGAUUUAUCCCAGAAAUUGCCAUGAACCCUGCAGAAUUCUUGCUCGAUUUAGCAACCGGACAAGUAAAUGAUGUAAGUGUGCCUCAUGAUUUAUCAGCAUCUCCUGGAGCUCCUGAUUCUGAUAAAGCAGUAAUCAAAUACCUUCAACUCAAAUACAAAACUCAGCUGGAGCCAAGAGAGAAAGAAGAGAAUCAUCGGUGCUCAAAGGCGCCUGAACAUCUGCAAUCUGCAAUCCAAGUCAAGAAAGAUUGGACAUUAAGUUGGCAAGCACAGUUUAUGAUAUUACUAAAAAGAACAUAUAAAGAGAGGUGUAGAGAUUAUUUUGAUAAGCUAAGAUUAGCUCAAGCUCUUGGUGUUGCAGUCUUGCUAGGCCUUAUUUGGUGGAAAUCCCAAACACGAACUGAGGCUCAACUUAGAGACCAAGUUGGUUUAAUAUUCUACAUUUGCAUUUUCUGGACAUCAUCAUCGAUCUUCGGAGCAGUAUAUGUUUUUCCAUUUGAGAAGAUUUAUUUGGUGAAGGAAAGAAAAGCAGACAUGUAUAGAUUAAGUGUGUACUAUGUUUGUAGCACUAUCUGUGACAUGAUGGCUCAUGUACUCUAUCCUGCAAUUUUCAUGGUCAUACUGUAUUUCAUGGCUGGGUUUAAGAGGACAGUUCCUUGCUUCUUCUUCACAUUGUUUACUAUUCAAUUGAUAGCAAUUACAAGCCAGGGCGCAGGAGAGCUAUUUGGAGCUGCAAGUUUGAGCAUAAAAAGAGCUGGGAUGUGUGCUUCUUUGUUUUUAAUGUUGUUUCUUCUCACUGGAGGUUACUAUGUUCAGCACAUACCAAAAUUUAUGCAAUGGUUGAAGUACAUUUCUUUCAUAUACUAUGGGUUUAGGCUUCUAUUGAAAGUGCAAUAUGAUGGUGAUGAAUUAUUUGAGUGUGGAAGCAAAGAAGGAUGUAGACCUCUACAGAGUUCACCUUCUUUUGAUACAGUGAACUUGAAAGGUGGACUCCAAGAAGUUUGGGUGCUAUUAGCCAUGGCUCUAGGAUUCAGAAUCAUUGCAUAUUUUUGCCUUGGCAGGAGGAUUAAAAUAUGCCAUCUUUGAGUAUAUAUGGUCCUUGCAGUGUUUAAGCCCAACGUAGUCGGAGUGAAUUUUCGGAUAUCAGUGGUUAUAAACCAAAAAAAGUAUACCAUCUUUGAGUGUAUAUAUACUUAUUAAAUAAAGGGAGGGAUCCUAGAUCCAUUAAUUUAUUAAAGAA